AUGGCUCCCUGGAAUGACUCUGAGGAUCGUCAGCUUCUUCUUUCUGUUAUCACUCUGGCCCAAGUCAACCCCAACUGGGACGACGUUGCUACUCAGAUGGGCAAGACCAAGGAGGCUGUUCGUCAGCGCUUCGCCAAGCUGAAGAAGGAAGCCGGCGACCCUCCCGCCGCUGCUGCCAGUGCUUCUACCGCUGCUCCCGCCGCUGCUCCUACUCCCCGCAAGCGCAAGCCUAAGCUCAAGGCUAAGAAGGCUGCUUCAGCCGACGACGAUGAAGAUGAGGACGAAGGCACUCCCAUCACCAAGAGACCCAAGGUCAAGCGCGAGGCCCAGGACGAUGAGGAAGAGGAGACUUAA
Molecule: messenger RNA, 354 nt
Organism: Aureobasidium pullulans EXF-150
Lineage: Eukaryota; Fungi; Ascomycota; Dothideomycetes; Dothideales; Saccotheciaceae
Exons: 2
Coding region: 1-354 (117 amino acids)
Source: RefSeq, a predicted model, not a curated record